GUCGUGUUCUGGACGUUUCUGUCGAUGACCGACAUCUGACAACAUGGACUUGACACUGCUGGCCACUUGCUUUUUGCUCGCACUUUGUCUUAAGGAUGUAGAUGGACUGAAGGCACGUUUAGUACAAGGGACAAAUAACUCGGAGACAUCUAAAGGUCGUCUAGAAAUUUUACACAAUGGAGCAUGGAGCACAGUGUGCGACGACAGAUUCGGAAAAACAGAGGCAGAGGUGGCCUGUAGGAUGCUGGGCUUCAACACCGCUCGAUCCCUGGCUGUGAGAUCAUCAAUGUAUGGACAAGGCUCAGAUUCAAUUCUAUUGGAUGACGUGAGGUGUCAAGGGUCAGAGACUGACCUACUCCAAUGUCAACACAGAGGACUGUACACACACAACUGCAAGCAUGACGAGGACGUCGGAAUUAUCUGCACCGACCAACGAGAGCAAGUGCGUUUGACAGGCUCACAAUUAACUGACAGAGGUCGAGUAGAACUACAACUAGGAAGUGAGUGGUUCACAGUGUGUGUCCCUGACGACAAUUUUCCGAAAGUUGUUUGUAGACAACUCGGUCUUCCAAUUGAAGAAGCAUCCAUUAUGCCGGGCUCGUUAUUUGGACAAAGUCAGUCCCAGCAGCUAAUGGUUCAAUUUGCUUGCAAGGGGGAAGAGACCAGCAUCCUCGACUGUGACCAACUUACGGACAGUGAAUCUUGCAGGAAACUGGACAUUGGCGUCAUAUGCUUCCAGUCUGUGCAGUCUAUCGCACGUUUGGUUCAAGGGACGUCACCGUGUAACGGUCUUCUUGAAGUCUUAUACAACGGAAGUUACGCCCCCGUGUUCACAGAUCAAUUGCGUAUCUACGUAGCGACGGUGGCAUGCAGAACUCUCGGCUUUAAUAGCUCUAGGGCACUAGCUGUGGAUUCUUCAAUGUUCAAGUCCAUUCCUAGAAAUCAGUACAUUCAAAUCAACUGUGGGGGCACAGAGUCAAGCUUGACUCAAUGUCGCCACACAUUGUGGGACAAUGAUUUAAAAAGACCGUACGGAUUUGGUCUCAUCUGCAGCAAUCACCAUGAACGACUGCGCCUUAAAGGAACAAGUCGCACUAGACAGGACAUGGGGCGUGUGGAGAUACAAUUAGCUUAUGAGUGGUAUUCACUAUUGGUCUAUAACUACGAUCUAGCCAAAAGGGUUUGCCGCUUACUCAAUCUACCCUGGAAAGAAGCAGUGCAGUUAUGGGAUUCACCUGGACAAAUGGAAAAACCAGAACUUCGUAACAUAUUAGUUUGCUUUGGUGAAGAAGUCAGCCUACUCGACUGUCUCCAUGUUCCUGUCGGCAAUUCUGAAUAUUCCGAUUCAGAUUUUUUCGGUGUCUUUUGCAGCAACUCACCUUCUCUACUAAUCCAUCCAGGCGAAAUAAUGUAUCCUUUCGAUGAAGGAACGAAUGUAACAUUAAAGUGUGGGUACAGAAAAUGGACUCUAUACAACGUCACGUGGCCAGAAAAUGCCGGAGGUGUAUCUAAUGGAAAUGAGCUGAGGAUAGACAAAGUGACCAGGGCACACAAUGGGAGUCAUGUGAAGUGCGAGGCCAUGUACAAUGCAGGAAAUCUUCAAUCAACAAGUCUCACGAGCGACACUCUGGAGUUGCAGGUUUACUACAAGCCAUCUAUACUGAUAACCUCUAACCUGACCACGUGCAGACCACAGCCACCACAGAACGUGUGUGUUGUGACUCACAAUACCAGUGUCACUAUUGUGUGUGAGGCUGACAGCAACCCACCUCCUGCUAACAUCACCUGGUCCGGGCCUGUCAGCAGUGGAACUCAAGAGUUACAUCUCACACCAGCAAACUCUUCUACACACCAAGGUCUCUACACGUGUAGUGUCUUCACUCAGGAACUUGAUGGGGAUAAACGACUGCCUCUAUCGUCAAACUAUACAUUUUCUGUGAUUAUUCAAGACCGACCAGCUGUGCUGAGCUUCCAGCUGAAUAAUGUAGACAACAAAAGUGUGACUGUCUCUGAGAACUUCAAAGUCAAAAUGUCUUGUCUGGCCAGUGGAAGGCCUAAUAUGGUAAUAAUGAAAGAACUAAACAAAGAGAAGCUUCAGAUACAAUCACAAGAAGAUAUCAUGUCUAUUAAAGGAGAAAAAAACUAUUUGAACCAUUCGAUCUCGAACGUCGCGUGUCAGCAGUCAGGUGACUACAGGUGUGAGGUAAACAACGAUCUGGGAAAUGACAGUCAGACUGUCAGACUGCUAGUCCAAUGUGCUCCGAAAACAGAGACUCAAGUUGUGGUUCCAUCUGUAGACAUCAGUAGCAAUGAAAGACAUUUCAGUAUUAAUUUGACAUCCUACCCCGCGCCACAACUUACAAACGUGACUCACCAAUCAGUCGACGGAAAAGUCAGGCCGCGCAACUCGUUCUUAAACAAACUACAAGUGACGUGGAGGUCCAUGCCUGCUACCCCAGCCUCGGUGACCUGUGACCUCAGUGUGGCUAACGUCACCCAGGCUGAUACAGGCCUUUACACGAUUGUCUUCAGCAACAGUCUUGGCAACACUUCUUUCAAUUUCUUACUUACGUCUAAAGGUGUGUGGAAGUGGCAAUUAAACUAUGUCAUGAUGUCACAUUAAUCGUGAAAAAACACAACACUCUUUUGAUUUUAUACCCUUUGCAUGUUUGUGAAAUUGUUGAACAUACGGUUUCCAUAUGAUGCACAAACCUCAAUAUAUCAAACUGUUACGUCUUCCAUUCCGUGUGAAACCGUUAUAACGGGCAUCAGUGUCUUACAAAUUUUGUACCUGUAAUUUUUUUUCGGACGGACUUGGCAUGGAAGUCAGUGCUAAAUAAACUUUUUGUAAGUAAUAUUUUUUAUUACAUAUUAAUAUACUUUAACAAUAUGUUAUAUAUUUUAUACAUAUAGUAAACUUUUAUAUUUUUACCAUAGACAGUUGUCUAUAGUAAUGUAUGUAGGUUGAAGUGUUAAUAAUUUAAAUUUUAACAAGAUACUAGUUGAUAAAAAAGUGUAUAUUUCACAUAAGUUUGUAAAUGAUUUUAUACAUGAGAAUCUGCUUCAAAAUUUUCAGGUUGUAAACACAAAACAAAAUACUCAGCUGUUCUGCCGUUGGGUCUUCUUUACGAAUGUUUCAGUGGAAACCAUCAAGAGAAACCAGCCAGACUUUUUUUUUCUCACCUCUUAUAGAGUAUAGAGUACAAUAGAUAAAAGCAAAUGAUAUUUGUAUUUAAAAAAAUGGUUGCAUAAGAUGUGGAUGAUGCAAUUAUUUUAUUGUUUUGCAGGUGAUUUACAAAAAACCCGAACAAACUUCAAAUCGACAAGUGAUUCAGCGCAGAUGUCACAGGCUCUUGAUGUUUGUGGGUACAGAGGGUCGGCUAUGCACGUAGGUGAGCGUGAUUUCACAAGUAAAAUGUUAGUAUAACCUGUCUUUAAUCUUUUUCUUCUCAACUUGUGUUGCAGGGUUAAAUAUUGAGAGGAACUUCCUUGACUUCGAUAUCAACCUAAACAUUCUGCAAUGUUAUUUCAAAAUUCACCGGAUCACAUGGAGAUUAAUGGACUCAUUAGUGACAGAGGAAACUCGAUGUUAAUUAAGCCAUGGAUAAUGCACUGUGGAAAACUGACUUUAAGAAAAUUGUAAGAACAGAGACAUCAGGUUGUUUUAUACACGCUGCAAGCAUAUUUCAGUUUGCAUUUUCUUUUUCAUAAACUGAAGAUUGCUAGUAUAAAAUGUCGUUCAAAAUACUGUAUAAUGUGACAAAGAAGACUCUAGUUGUGUGUAGCUGUGUAUUGACAUCACCUUUUUGUAACAUACAAAAUAUUUUUUUAAGAGAGCAUAUAUUAAUUUUUAAUGUCAGUGUCAACAGGUUUUAACAAAUAUCACAGAAUAAAGGAAUGUG
Molecule: messenger RNA, 3902 nt
Organism: Pomacea canaliculata
Lineage: Eukaryota; Metazoa; Mollusca; Gastropoda; Architaenioglossa; Ampullariidae
Product: deleted in malignant brain tumors 1 protein-like
Exons: 13
Coding region: 44-2623 (859 amino acids)
Cellular component (GO): membrane
Source: RefSeq, a predicted model, not a curated record